Messenger RNA from Pimephales promelas (fathead minnow), 3342 nucleotides. It is a transcript of the gene tfap2b, whose product is annotated as transcription factor AP-2 beta. Gene Ontology annotation, molecular function: DNA-binding transcription factor activity, RNA polymerase II-specific; RNA polymerase II transcription regulatory region sequence-specific DNA binding. The record is from RefSeq and is a predicted model, not a curated record. Gene Ontology annotation, cellular component: nucleus. Lineage: Eukaryota; Metazoa; Chordata; Actinopteri; Cypriniformes; Leuciscidae. Gene Ontology annotation, biological process: regulation of cell population proliferation; anatomical structure development; regulation of transcription by RNA polymerase II.
UAAAUGGACACACAACAAUAACAGAAAAGACAACAAUAGCAAAAGAAAGAGGUCUAGACCCGUGCAUACCGGACCUCAAACAGAGAGGGGAAUAAAACAGAGCACGAGUGUUUCCUCCUCCUGAAUGAACGUCACUUACAGCAGCAGCGCCUUCACGCUCCGCUGCUCUCCACUGCUUUAAGUAUUCCCGCAAUAUUAGAGGAGUCAUGAAUAACAAUUAUUCUGAGGAGGUGUAGCGAGUGAACGGACGGAGCACUGCGCACUCUGGAUCGGGAACAGCACCACCGAGACCUGGAGCAACAGGGUUCCUAUAGCCUACGAGAAGUCAUUUGAGCUGAAAAAACAAGUUUUUGUUCCGUGUGUGGUCAUGAGGAGUUGAGAAAGGAGCGCGUUUCUUCAGGCGAGCGUGUAUCGUGCUGUCGCGUGUCCUUCUGCUCACCGCGAGCUCGCGCUUUUCCGCACAGAUGUUAGUGCACACGUAUUCCUCCACGGACCGCCAUGAUGGGGUACCGAGCCACAGUUCCAGACUGUCCCAGCUGGGUUCGGUCUCUCAGGGUCCGUACUCCAGCGCUCCGCCGCUCUCACACACACCGUCCUCGGACUUCCAACCACCGUACUUUCCCCCGCCGUACCAGCCGCUGCCGUAUCACCAGAGUCAGGAUCCGUACUCGCACGUCAGUGACCCGUACUCUCUGAAUGCUCUCCACCAGCCCCAGCAGCACCCGUGGGGCUCCCGUCAGCGGCAGGACGUGGGCACGGAGAGCGGAGCUUUACUCCCGCAGCCUCGAGCCUCUUUACCGCAGCUCUCGGGUCUGGACCCCCGGCGGGACUACUCGACCGUGCGCCGACCGGACGUGCUGCUCCACUCCGCACAUCACGGGCUCGAGGGCAUGGGAGACGGGCUUUCCCUCCACGGCCUGGCGCACGGCAUGGAGGAUGUGCAGGCUUUGGAGGACGCAAACGGCGGGAUGAACAUCCUGGAUCAGUCAGUCAUUAAAAAAGUUCCAGUUCCUCACAAGAGCGUCGCUUCUCUGAUGAUGAACAAAGACGGUCUGAUCGGCGGGAUCUCCGUGAACGCGAACGAGGUUUUCUGCUCGGUUCCUGGACGCCUGUCGCUUCUCAGCUCCACAUCCAAAUAUAAAGUGACUGUUGGCGAGGUCCAACGACGCCUCUCUCCGCCAGAGUGCCUGAACGCUUCUUUGCUUGGCGGGGUUUUGCGGAGAGCGAAGUCGAAAAAUGGCGGUAGAUCGCUGAGGGAAAAGCUGGAGAAAAUCGGCUUGAAUUUGCCCGCGGGGAGACGCAAAGCAGCGAAUGUCACUUUACUGACGUCUCUAGUAGAAGGAGAAGCAGUUCAUUUGGCUCGGGACUUUGGCUACAUUUGUGAAACUGAAUUUCCUACAAAGGCCGUGUCUGAAUAUCUGAACAGACAACACACAGAUCCAAACGAACUGCACUCGAGGAAGAACAUGCUGCUCGCCACAAAGCAGUUGUGUAAGGAGUUCACGGACCUGUUGGCUCAGGAUCGCACUCCAUUAGGAAACUCUCGGCCUUCGCCCAUCCUGGAGCCAGGAAUCCAGAGCUGCCUGUCACACUUUAGCUUCAUCACGCACGGGUUUGGUUCUCCAGCCAUCUGCGCCGCCCUCACGGCUUUGCAGAAUUACCUGACUGAAGCCCUUAAAGGCCUCGACAAGAUGUUCCUGAACAACCCCACUUCCAACCGACACACAUCUGUAGACGGACCCGGCUCCAAAGGCGGAGAGAAAGAGGAAAAACACAGGAAAUGAACUGUGGAAAUACGAUAUCAAGGAGGCGGAGUCAUUGGAGAUGUUCAGAGAUUCUAUAAACUCUAGUUUUAUGACAUUGCGUUUUACAUUCUGGGUUGAAGGUGGAGAUUGGACAGGAGAUCACGGGAAAGCGAAAGGAACGAUACGAUCCUGGAGGACAUGAGUCUGCCGUGACACGUUCACCAUCUUCAUCUCAUUGGUGUGCGAGUGUGAACAUAUUCAAGGAGUGUUUGUGAGUGUGUGUUUUUGUGUAUAAACGUUUGACAUUGGCUUUGACAUGUCCUUUACACACAUGCUCAUGAAUCUGAACCUGCUAUUUGAGUGUUCUUCGAUGUAAUGGCCAGCACAUGAGAGGACAGGUUUGGUGGAGACACUUUUAGCUACUAUAUUUAAUUAUACUUAUUAUUAUACAAAAUUAUUGCUGCACAGUUCUGCAAUAUUAAAUACAUUCCAUUCAGCCUUCGCCACGAUUACAGUAAAACAAAUUCACACUAACAUGUGAAUUUGCUCCAUCGCUUGAAAGAGAGACAACUUAUUCAAAUCUAGGAGAUUUUAUUGCAUUUAUUGCAAUGAAAUAGCGUUAGCCAAAAAGAGGCUGUGAAUGUGCUAUCAUGCUAGUUACGUUACAGUCCAUCACUGAUGUUACGACAGAUUCACAUUUACAUUAUCACAGCAAUUCAUUACAAAUGAAGUUCUCAAACUGAUUAUUCACAUAAAGAUACCAAAAGAUUUAACAUAUUCUUUCAAACACCCUGGGCAAUAUUCAGAAUAGCUUGUCUACAAAAAUGCAAGAAAGAAAGCAAUUUUGUCAUUUUUGGUUGUAUUUCUUUGUAUUUGAAACUGCUCUUAGUGCUGUCUUGGUUGUGAGGACAUUUCCAGCAGGUUACUUUUAACAUGGCAAUCAUCUUAGCUGACCAAAUGACAUUUCAUCUGUUGCUUAUGUAUUUUUUUUUUAAAUGUAUACUAACAUUUACACAGACUUAAAUCAACAUAGACAAAGAAAACACAUUUUAUGGCCUAAAUAUGGAUUAUUUGUUUUACAACCCUACAUCGGCUGAAUGGAAGCUUGCUUUGACCGUGGUGUUGACAGUGUCAACGAAACAAAAAAGAAAAAAAGAAGACUUUUGAAAACAGACUGAAAAAGGGUCUGCGUAAAACUGAGGAAAGGACAGGUGACCGCGCGUGCUGGGACACGGCCACGCGCAGCUUUUACGCGCUCACCUCAACCGGCGUGUGCGCGCACUUUCGCAGUCCCGCGCGCAAGCUGGAUUAUAGCCUGUCUGUCAAAGUUAAUAUUGGGUUUACUGUGCGCGGAAGGCUCUUUUAUUUAUGUUUGUAUAUAUUUAUUUAUGCUUAAUUUAAUGGGCGUAUGUACAUAGGAAUAGACUGGGUCGUCUAUCUGUGACUGUCUCUGUGCGUGGGUGAACGCUUGUUUUAGAUAGCAUCUUGUAUUUUUUGUUUCAUAGAUAGGGUGUUAUGUGGUGAAGGCUAGAAGUUGGUUCUUGUCUGGUGAUUUUCAUUUACCUCGAAAUAAGAAUAAAACGUGUGUUUUAUUGUA